GGCCGCUUUCCACCAAGGAUGCAGUACCAGGCCACUCCUGACAGCCGAUCUGCCCCUCAUUUUCCAAGGGCUCACCUUGCUGAAGCAGUUGGCAAAGCCAAGACAGGUGGAGGUGGUGGUGGAAGCACUGGUGGAACUGGGAGAGGUCUUGUGGGGCAGAUUAUCCCUAUAUAUGGAUUUGGCAUCUUCUUAUAUAUCCUGUAUAUUUUAUUUAAGCUGGCUUCCAAGGGAAAAAGUGCUGCUGGAGAGCGGAAAUGCCCUACUGCUGCACCUGGAAACCUGAAGAGGAAAAUCACUGACUAUGAGCUCACUCAACUGCAGGAAAAACUAAGAGAGACAGAAGAUGCUAUGGAAAAAUUGAUCAACAGGGUAGGACCUAACUGUGACAGGACUCAAAAUGUUACAACAGACCAGGAAAAAAGGCUCCUUCAGCAACUCCGAGAAAUUACUAGAGUUAUGAAAGAAGGAAAAUUCAUAGAUGGCAUCUCUCCUGAGAAGGAAGCUGAAGAAGCUCCUUACAUGGAGGACUGGGAAGGGUAUCCAGAAGAGACCUAUCCUGUCUAUGAUAAUUCCGAUUGCUUCAAGCGCAAACAGGACACA
Molecule: messenger RNA, 600 nt
Organism: Mesitornis unicolor (brown roatelo)
Lineage: Eukaryota; Metazoa; Chordata; Aves; Mesitornithiformes; Mesitornithidae
Product: protein RIC-3-like
Exons: 5
Biological process (GO): protein localization to cell surface; synaptic transmission, cholinergic
Cellular component (GO): neuronal cell body; intracellular membrane-bounded organelle; neuron projection
Source: RefSeq, a predicted model, not a curated record